UAGAAGACUGUCUCGAUUUCGAAGCAGUUUGCACUCUUAGAAGUGUAAAGAUGUCGUCGGAAAAGAAUCCUCCGGUUUACACUGAGAAAAGCAGCAUCUUUGGCGAUGAAUAUCCCAAGAAAAAAAUUUGUUCAAAGUCAGUUGUCAGUUGGGUGCUGGCUGCUCUUUUGGUUGCCUUAAUAGUUGUGAUAUCCAUCCAGUUUCUUUAUCCAAUCAUGGAAGCGAGGUACCGAGUGGGUAGCGAAAACUUUAAUUCGGUGGAAGACAACCCAGUUGAAGUUCGAGUCAUUUCACCUGUGAUGAUUCCUCCUUACGUUGCAUCAGAAGAAGGGAACGACAGUUCUGACAAGGCAUCCGAUUCUUCCAGUGCAUCGAGUAAAAUCUCGAAGAGCAAAUCGUCAGUUUCUUCUCAAAUGUCGAAAGAAAAGUCGAAAAGCAAGGAAUCAUCCUCUUCAGAAUCUUUGAAGGAAAAGUCCAAAAGCAAGAAGAAGGAUAAGCCUUGGCAUUUGGAGUUUCUCAUUAAUCCUUCCCAUCUCUGCGCUACGAGAAUGCCGGCUCAUUCAGAGAAGUACCAGACUGAUCCUGAGCUGAAACUCCUAAUAAUCGUUCCUUCAUCACCAGAUCACUUUGAACAAAGAAGAGCCAUCAGAGCUACUUGGGGAUCUAUUGCGCAAAAGCCACGAGGACCGAUGAGACUGGGCUUUAUCAUGGGAACAACAGAUGACGAAAGUGUGUCAAACCUGUUGAGGGAAGAGAGCGAGGAAUGUGGAGACAUAAUUCAAGCCGAAUUUGAAGAUGGCUACAAGCAAGCAACUGUUAAGAGCAUCGCAAUGCUCAAGUGGGUCGCUAAAUACUGUGCACAUGCCCUAUACUUUCUCAAAGCCGAUGAUGACACAUUUGUAAAUGUCGGGAUGAUUGCUCGACUCUUAAGUCAGGAGCCUUUCUUGUCCGAAGAAAGGUUCAUUGGAGGUUACAUACAUGAAGAGGUACAGCCCACACGAAAUCCGAACGAAAUGUAUUACGUAUCUGAAGAAGAUUACCCGGAUGAGGUUUAUCCACCAUUCGCUUCAGGAUCUGCCUACAUCACAACAGGACCCAGUGCCGUAGAAUUGUUUGAUGCUUCGCAAAGGGUGGAGCCUAUUCUUCCCCUGGACGAUGUCUUCGUCACUGGUCUUUGUGCCCAAGAUGUAGAAAUCACACUCAUCCAUGAACCUCGGUUCCGAGUUGAAGAACCUCCUAAACCACCUACUUGGAAUACUUAUAGCAACUUGGCAACCGUCAACAGUAUGGUUCCAGACGACUUAUUUUCACUAUGGGAAGACAUGUCCAGAGCUAUUAUUGGCCAUCUAAUGGAGCAGGAAGCAGCAAUCAAUGCUACUGUAAUACUUCGAAGAAAGUGAUCAAAUGCUUGAUGUUCAAUAAUGAACAAUACCAAUAAAUAAAUGAGCAGUAAUGAAUAUAAAGAGAGAAGCGUUCCCAUGCCCUAAUAUUUUUUAUCAAGACUGAUGUGAAAAAAUUUGUAUGCUGUUACUAUUUUGUGUGUUACUUUUUUGCUAGUAUUGUGUGUGAUAGCAUUAUGAGUUUUCUAAUAUGCAUUCAUUUCGUGUUUAAAAUAAAAUAAUCUGUUAGAAUAAAAAGUUACAAAAAUAAUUA
Molecule: messenger RNA, 1653 nt
Organism: Uloborus diversus
Lineage: Eukaryota; Metazoa; Arthropoda; Arachnida; Araneae; Uloboridae
Product: beta-1,3-galactosyltransferase 5-like
Exons: 9
Coding region: 51-1400 (449 amino acids)
Cellular component (GO): membrane
Molecular function (GO): hexosyltransferase activity
Source: RefSeq, a predicted model, not a curated record